AUUAUGUUUUUAUCAAACCUUAAAAAUUGACGUAUAUAGUGUUAAAUCAAACAAUUUGUGCAAUUUUUUUUGUUUAUUUUAUAGUCUUAUGUGGUUCUAAUUGUUUCAAAUUACCAACUGUUCUUGUUAACAAUAAUUUUGAUUCUCUACCGAGGAGCUGAAGUCGAAUAUUUACAAAAACUACACAAUCGUAGUCGCUUUAUCGAUUUCACCAAAACACACGACGGCUAUAUACUGAAUUGGUGACUGUUUAGAUAAUGGAAGUGUCAGCCGAUCCAUAUGAGCAAAAACUAUAUCAAAUGUUCCAAAGCUGUGAGACAGCUCAGCAACGAAACAAUGGUUUGCUCGAUGAAGCUUCACUGACUCGACUUUGUCAACUCUUGCAACUUCGGGAUCAAGGAUCUGCACUGAUUUCUAGUCUUACCGCGAAUAAUAGCGCCAAGAUUGGCGUUUCGUUUGAGCAGUUUAAAGAGGCCCUGCUUCAUUUUUUAGGUACAGAGUUCGAUGGUUCAACAUCGCGACCGGGAUUAGGAACAUCGUCAGGAUUAAAAGAACGAUCCCUGGUGAUAAGUGACGAGACAACUAACACAAAUAUUGAGAGUCCUCCCGAGCCAGAAGCUUCGGAUCGUGAAGUUUCUCCAAAACUAGUUGUGGGCACUAAGAAAUACGGGCGCCGUUCAAAACCGCAUCAGGAUAUUGGUAUAAAUGCGCGAUCUGCCACAGACUCGGACAACACAGAUGAAGAUCCGCAUCAAAGUGUCAAUGGCUGCACUGACCAGAUAGCCCAAGUGCAACGCUCGUCGUCACAAAGCGAUAUACCAGGCAGCCGGCGUCUGCGUUCCAUCCACAUUAAUGGCAGUAAGUUGAAGCGUUGCGCUUCAUUACCAGCUCGCAAAAACCUUCAAUUUAAAAUGCUGACUUCCACGACAACAUCCACGACGGUCGCUACUCAAGUCGGCAGUGGUAGCAAUAGAAGUAAUCUAAGAGAACCAAACCAGGAGUGUAGUAGCGUGGAGUCACUAGGCCAUCAUCAGACAGCACAGUUAGUGCACUGCAGCGCCGGAUACCGUUUAAGUUGCAAAGAUAUUGUGACACCACACCAACUCGAGACCUUAAGUGCGCACAGUAUUAUUGAAACCUGGGAAAUGUCGAGUAUCGCAAAUAGCAGUGGAUUGCUGCAUGCUUUGGGCUUUGAUGAAGUGGAGGUGAACCUUAGUCAACUGACUAAAGUUUUGGAAGAGGAAUUGCGAAGUCUAGAUCAAGAUCCGCAAACCAAUAUGUUACGCGCUUUGGUUUCGCUACAAGCGAUGGAACUGGGUUCGCUGCGACAGGCAUUCCGUCAGCAGCACGGUGAAAAUCUAAAGCUUCGAUCGGAUAACAAGGCUGCCAAUCAGCGUGUGUCAUUGUUGGCUGCCGAAGUGGAUGAGCGGCAUGCAAUAAUGGAAGAAAAUCGCAAGCAGCAAGUGCUUCAACUUGAACAGAGACAUGCGAGUAUGGUGCGUGAAUUUACGCAGCGGAUAAGCAACGAUCGGGAUCACUGGACAGGCAUGAUUACUAAACUUGAGGUACAGAUCAAGAGUUUGGAACAGGAGGAAAUUAGGUUGAAGACCGAUCUGGAGUUGGUGCGUAAUGAAAACUCUGAACUGCAGAUCGAACAGCAGAACUCUCAACUCCAACUGACCGAGUUACUUGAAAAAAAUAUCAAACUGAACCAGGAUCUGGCAAGCUCCGAAAUUCUAGAACCAGUUGUAAAGCAAGAGAAUCAUAUCGAUCUGGCUUCUGAAAAGAAUAAGAUUUCAGAAGACGAUGAAAUGUUGCAUGUAAUUGAAAAAAUGACAGCGUUGCAAAUGGAAAACGCGCAGUUGCGAGAUAAAACCGAUGAGCUAACAAUAGAAAUUGAGAACUUGUACGUCGACUUAGCUCGUACAAAAUCAAGAAAAAAGAAGCAGGUUGCUGCUUCCUGUGGAGUAUCUGCUGUCGACUCGUCUGAUUUCGACGAGCUUGAAGCUGUGAAUGUUGGUUUGGCAACCAAGCGUAGAGGCGACUCACCGAGCAAAACGCAUAUAACUGAAGAAAGUCCAAGGCUAGGGAAACAACGUAAAUGUUCAGAAGAUGGCGAGGUAAGCGAUAACAGCGGCGAUUGGUUGGCGCUUAACUCUGAACUUAAAUGCUGUAAAAAACAUGAACAGGAGCUCGCUACUUUACGACAAAAAGUGGCUCAGUUGCAGCAAGAAUUACAAACAUCGACGAUGAAAUCAAGUGACAUGGUUAAUAGUGAUAGUGGUAGCCGUGCCACAACACCAGAAAUUCGUUGUAAAGAAUUAGAAAGCAGUCUAGAGCAAAUGCAGCGCGCUUACGAGGAUUGUGAGGAUUAUUGGCAAUCGAAGCUCACGGAGGAAAGGCAAUUAUUCGACAAGGAACGGCAGAUUUACGAGGACGAACAGAUUGAAAGUGACAAAAAAUUUACUGAGUUGAUGGAAAAGGUUCGCGAGUAUGAAGAACAGUUCAGCAAGGAUGGUCGACUGUCGCCGAUUGAUGAGCGCGAUACGCUUGAACAGCAGUAUAUUGAGCUCGAGGAGGAGGCCACAGCCAUGCGUAAUAACUCCAUCCGAAUGCUGGAGGAAAAGUCGCAGCAAAUUAACUUGCUUCAGUGCGAAAUUGAAGAUCUGCGCACACGUCUCGGUGAGAGUGUCGAAAUUCUAACUGGUGCUAGCGAGAUAAAUCCGGAAUCACUGCAUCAGAUUAAUGCACAAGUCGGGCAAAGCCCUGCCAGUUCCCCCAUUAGCUAUUUAUGGCACCAAAGUACCAUCCAAGAGCCUCUAAAAUCCUUUGAUGAUGCUACAGAGGAAAGUAAUACUAAAACAUUGGCAUUGCUUCCUGCAUCACCUUCACGGAAAGUAAUUAGCCGAAACAAUCUUACCACAUCCGAGACCUCCAUCUUCAGUACAACACCACUUGAUAGUUCGUCGUCGGGGCCCUCGCCCACACACUUGGAUACUACCUAUGUCUCGUCCGCAGUGUGCCCGCCUGCCCCUAUUUGUAAGCCCAAGCAAGUGCAUUCGGAGGGGGAAAUUGCUGAUUGUGAGACUUCGUCAACGGCAUCGAACAAGAGCUUUGAUUCGCACAGUGUAGUAUCAACUAGUAAAACAUCUUGCCUUAGCAACGACAAAUGUAACAGUCCAAGCCUAUUAAAGGAGGAACUAAAACGCCUCAAGUUUUUUGAGUUGUCUCUAAAAGAGCAGAUUAAAGACUUGAGCCUGCAACGUGACGGUUUAGUAAUGGAACUGCAACAGUUGCAGGAGGCACGUCCAGUUCUUGAAAAGGCUUAUGCGCGAACCACGCAUCCGACGCUGCAACAAAGGCUAAACCAACUAGAGUUGCGUAAUCGUCAUUUGCAAAAUGUGAUCAAGCAGCAACAAAAGUAUACCGAGUCCCUGAUGCAGCAAUCUUGGCGACAGCAUCAAGUGGAUCUCAAUGAUUUACAUGGCCGGCUAGAAGCGCAGACUGUUAUGCUUACCGAUCAGACACAACGCCUGCAAAACGCUGACAUACUUGUAAAAGACUUAUAUGUGGAGAACUCGCACUUGACAGCUACCGUGCAGCGACUCGAGCAACAAAAAAUGCGCGUCAACUUAAUACACCAACAACAGCAGCACCUUACUGGUGGCGGCUUAACUGGCCUAUCAGGAAUGCCUUAAACAGUAAAAUAUACUAAAAAGCUGAACAAAAAUUGAAAAAAAGAGCACAACGAAGUCAAAUCUGUACCAAUAUACUCGGCAUUACUGUUGCAAGAUAUUGUUAUAAAUAUUACAUACAAAUUUACUUUACAUACUA
This is a messenger RNA of Drosophila sulfurigaster albostrigata, 3834 nucleotides long. RefSeq names its product blastoderm-specific protein 25D (gene Bsg25D). Gene Ontology annotation, cellular component: centrosome. NCBI's taxonomy places the organism in Eukaryota, Metazoa, Arthropoda, Insecta, Diptera, Drosophilidae. Gene Ontology annotation, biological process: microtubule anchoring at centrosome. The record is from RefSeq and is a predicted model, not a curated record.